Molecule: messenger RNA, 1348 nt
Organism: Pseudopodoces humilis (Tibetan ground-tit)
Lineage: Eukaryota; Metazoa; Chordata; Aves; Passeriformes; Paridae
Gene: LRRC3
Product: leucine rich repeat containing 3
Cellular component (GO): plasma membrane
Molecular function (GO): protein binding
Source: RefSeq, a predicted model, not a curated record
CACCGGCACCGGCACCGCACCCAGAGCCGGAGCGAAGCAGAGCCGCCCCGGCCGAGCCGCUUCCCUUCAGUGAUGGCCUUGCCAGAGCGCCCAGAGGCCGUCCUGCUGCCCAGGAGCUGCUGCCACCCCCAGGGAGCUGCCAGCGGCCAUGCUGAGCUGGCUGGCUGCAAGAUGACCCUCACCACCACCACACCAGCCACCAGUGUGGCCCAGGCCUUCUUCUGCCUCCUGCUCUGCAUCCCCUGGGGCAGCUCCUGCCCCCCCAGCUGCCAGUGCACGGAGCGGGCUGGGGCAAAAGCUGUCCUCUGCAGCUCCCGGCACCUGGAGGAGAUCCCCAAGGACAUCCCCAGAGAUGUGGUGUUCCUCAAGCUGGACGCCAACAGCAUAACCAGGAUCCCCAGCAAUGCCUUCAGGCACCUCUCCCACCUGGAGGAAAUCGACCUCUCCAGGAAUGCCAUUGAGAAGAUUGACAGGGCAGCUUUCAGAGGGGUGGCAGCUGGGCUGCGGACCCUUGACCUCUCCAGCAACCGCAUCCGCAGCAUUCCCAAGGAGGCCCUGCUGGCACUCAGUGCCAAGCUCCGGCUGGCCAACAACCCCUGGCAUUGCGAGUGUGCCUUGCAGGAGGUGCUGUGGGAGGCACGGCUGGACCUGGACUCCAUCCAGGACAUCACCUGCCACACGGCUCCGCGGGAGGAGUACGUGGGCAAGCCACUGCUCCAGGUCCUGGAUGCCGGCGUCAACUUCUGCAGCGUGCGCCAGAGGACCAUGGACAUCGCCAUGUUCGUCACCAUGUUCGGCUGGUUCGCCAUGGUCAUCGUCUACAUCAUCUGCUACGUCCGGCACAACCGGGAGGACUCCUGCAGGUACGGGGACUACCUGAGGUCACUGCCGAGCGCCCAGCCCCACGCAGAGACCACCAGCACUGCCCUGUAGCGUGGGGCUGGAGCUCCAGCUUCCACCUUCUUCAAAGACAGCCGGUGGCCACCUGGUGGGCAUCAACGCUUCUUGGCAGGACUCCCCAGUGCUUUCUUCAGACAAGUGCCACCACUCCCCCCUCCCCAGUGACACUGGACUGAGUGUGAGCAAACUGCCUGGGGGAGGAUGCCAGGGACACCCCAUGUGGGCCUGUCCCUGGAGACCAAGUUCCUGGGAACAAACAUCCCCAGCCAGACCCAACCAGAGCUGGGCUCGCAGGGAAUGCAGCCCCAGCCCCAUGCUUGUUCCUGGCAGGGAGAGAUGAAUUGUGUGGCCAGGAGAUCCCUGGGGUGCAGAGGGUCACUGCAGAGGGGUCACCCCAUCCUGGCCCCAGUGAGGCAUCAGCCUUGCAAGGGCAGGACAUCCUCCCCAA